Trichomonas vaginalis G3 is the source of this 678-nucleotide messenger RNA. Its product is annotated as protein domain specific binding. Lineage: Eukaryota; Parabasalia; Trichomonadida; Trichomonadidae. The record is from RefSeq and is a predicted model, not a curated record. Bases 1 to 678 code for a protein of 225 amino acids. The transcript has a single exon. Gene Ontology annotation, biological process: signal transduction. Gene Ontology annotation, cellular component: cytoplasm.
AUGAAUAAACACUCAUUUCUUGCUCGUGUCUACCAUACAGCCGGUCUCACCACUAAAGCAGCUGAUGAAGUUUCCAAAUUAGCUCUUUUACGUGAUGCACUUACUCCAGAAGAUGAAGCAACAGUCAGUGUUGUUACAAAAGCACGUAUUGACCAACUCAGAAAAGCGCGUCGUAUUAUUCAAGUUGUUGAAGAACGCGAAGAAAAUAAAGGCAAGGUAAACCGUGUUAUCUCUCUCCGUGAUUUCAAAAAUAAAAUUGAGGACGAACUUGCCACCUUAUUGAAUCAGUUUAUUACUGCAAUUGAUAAUGCAUUCUUAACAAAACCAACAAGCGAACCAUCUCGUAUUUUAUUCCUUAAGAUGAAGGCAGAUUACUCACGUUAUUUAGCCGAAAUUUCCAAGAUGAACGUCCAGAGUGUCGAAAAUGCUUACCAGGUAGCGUAUGAAGCUGCUCGCCAGUCCCUUGGCCCUGCUCAUCCACUUAGAACAGGCAUUGCUUUGAAUUUUUCAGUCUUCUACUAUGAAAUUCGUGCUAACCGUGAGGCUGCUAUCGCUAUUGCUAAGAGUGCUCAUGAUGAAGGUGCUUCUGCUGCUAAAGUUCUCCAGCAGGAAGAUAAAGAUGAUGCAAUGGAAGUUAUCAAUCUUAUUGCACAGAACCUUAAGAGCUGGACUGCAUAA